UAUCCUCUCCCACCCUAUUCAAAUAUCCUCUUUCUGAAAAUUCUAUCUAAAAGAAAUUAAGAUUGGGAUAAAAUUCGCCGUACGACCCAUUCUUGCAGAUACACUUACACAAAUUGCUACGUUAAAAUAAAGCGAAUUCACAUAUGAAUUUCUCGUGAGCUUCUCCUCAUUUUUCCUCGAUAAAUUCAUUCAUGAAUACAGAUGUACGUGGAAAUACACAUUUAGUUGGCUAAAUGAGCAGGCGUAGAUGAUGGUAUUGGCUACCCAUCAGUUGCAGGGUUCUUGUAGCUCUUUCCCAUCAGGGCGUUCAUCAUGGAGCAGUGGAAGCAAGCUAAAACGUUUUGUACCGGCACAUCUUGAAAUUAAGCAAAAAUGUAGUUUGUUUUCUCUGAAAUACAAAUCUUGUUUUAGCACAGGAGCUCCUCUUGUCCUUUGCCCAAAGGCAAAAUUAUGUAAGGUGUCAGCUUUCAGAGGAAGCAAUCGAGAUGAAGAAUCUGGCCAUAGAGUCAGUGGGAAAAAGUCCCCGAAGAAUCCUGUUAAGGUUUCUUAUGUACAACAGGAGAGUGAAGAAUCCUCAGCAGAAUCAUCAAAGGUUCAGAAUAUCGUUUGUGUUCCUUACACGUCAACAGCAGACGAGAAAACAGCCAAGUUGCUGGCUAUUCAAACAUUGUUUAAGAACUGGUUAAUGUUGUUGCGCACACCAGCACAAAACCAACCAGUGGACGAAAUUCUUGAAGAACCUUCUUUGGCAGAAACACCAGAGACGCGUAAUGCAGUACAAAAGCAAGAAAAAAGUGAAACCUUAAAGGCGAUUUGGUGCUACUUUCUGGGUCUUGAUGUUACCGUAAAGUUACCUUUACUGAUAUUUGUCCCUCUGUACCUAGCAAUUAGCCUGGCAUAUGGAGCUGAGGUUUCAAAAGAAUUGACUCCUUUAUGGGUUCUUGGACCAUUGAUCGUUGCUCUCUAUGUUACGAUUUUUCGGGGCAUAUUUGGCCUCUAUGUAUUCAGCUUCAAGCAGACUGUCAAGGUAAUCAAGAACCUUCCUAAAUACUGCCUGAUCGCUUAUAAUUAUCUUGUUUGUGGGAAACUUAAAGAAGACAUAUUAGCACAUACAUGGAAACCUCUGGUGGAUAUCAAAAACAUGGAUUAUAAAGAGGUGACCAGAAGAAAAUUGAAAGAUUUGAGAGGCUGGUUAAUGGAAAAGUACCUGGACUACGUGGAAUCCAUAUGGCCAUAUUAUUGCAGAAUGAUCAGGUUUUUGAAGAGAGCAAAUUUAAUUUAACUCUUUGAGUACUAGAAAUUGGGAUUUUUCUUCGGGGUACCUUCUUUUAGUGAAAAUUUUCAGACGGGCAGAAAUUGAUGAACACUGCUGGAGCAUUUAGAGGACACUGAGGAACAUGUGGAGGUCGUCAAAUUUUUUAAAAAUUCAUUUUUUCGAAUGAAUUCUGAGCAUUUCCAUCUCCAGUUGCUGUUGUUUAUUUUGAUCCAUGGCGAUAGAUAUAUAUCUGAUUGUAUUAAUAUCAACGAGUAUACACAUUUAUAUGUAACUUUUGUGGUGAAGAAAGGCUUUCAGUUUUUCUCCUC
Molecule: messenger RNA, 1584 nt
Organism: Olea europaea var. sylvestris
Lineage: Eukaryota; Viridiplantae; Streptophyta; Magnoliopsida; Lamiales; Oleaceae
Exons: 5
Coding region: 248-1282 (344 amino acids)
Source: RefSeq, a predicted model, not a curated record